Molecule: messenger RNA, 304 nt
Organism: Racocetra persica
Lineage: Eukaryota; Fungi; Glomeromycota; Glomeromycetes; Diversisporales; Gigasporaceae
Source: the annotation of a GenBank genome assembly
CAAUGUGGCACCAACAACAUUAGGAAAGAAGAUAGCACCGAAACUUGUAUCUAUACCUCCACCUAAUACUAAUCCAGUGGCUGAUGUGAGGGCAAAUUUACCAAGCAAUUUAACACAACAAUCAUUUAAAUUAUCACGUACACCACGUCCGAUUAAACCCAAAGGAAGAGAACGUGGGCAAACAUCACUAACACGAACAAUAAUGGAACAAUUGAGGCCGAUACAGUGCGUUGAUAGUGAACGACAAAAGGAUGAUAGUUUGGUGUUGAAUGAACCUGCAGAGAAAUCUUUGUUGAAUUCGUAG